GUGAGAAGAAAGAGGAACAAGGAACAACACAGGUGUGUUGCUGUGCAGCAGCAGAGGAGUGUAAUAUUUUUUUCCCUAUCGAGAAAACGGAAUUUACCUGGAACGGAACCUUUAAUUGAUUCCUCACGCAGCGCAGAGAAAAGAGUGAAAUUCUUGACAAUAGGUAGUGACGAUAUCCGUCGAUUUCUGGCGGAAGUUGCGGGAGAUUAGUGGUUUUGGAAACAAGGUGGAAAAAGUAUUGCUCCAUUCUCGAACAGCUCCAUCACUAUCGAUUGGUUGGUUGGCAGCAGCAGCAGUUGAAAAAGAGAAUCUGGAAAAUUUUGCUGUGUGCGAGUCUGGGAAACGUCAUAUGAUAGGUGGUUGGAAUUAAUUUCAGGAAGGUGCUGGCUCCUGUUGUGAUUCAUCGUUACGAGGUGUAGAAACAGGGGAAAUUUCAAGGUCACUGCAAAAUGUCUAGUCAAAUUCCCCCACUGGUUUGUCAUACUCCGCCUCCGAUGGAUUUCGAUGACGAGGAGGAGGAUGAAGUGGAUUUGCCUGACCCGGAGGACGAUUUCGAUGAUUUCGGUUCUGCACCAGCUGCUGCCGAAAAUGAAGAUUUGCCAACACCUGUACCACCUCCGUUGCCCGAUUUUGAUUCCCCUAUUCGGAAGGUGCGGAAGUCACCGUCAGUGGAAGGAAGUCCUCGAAAGGAAAAGGACGUUUCACCACCGAUUCCACCUCAGGCUGUGAUAGAAGACGUUCCGGAUGAUACAGAACUGGAGCAACCCCGUAAUGAAAGUCCACCGUCGUUGAUACUGUCGCAGAAUAAUUUCUCCGAGAAUGACGUUCCAAGUGAUGAUGAAUUUCAGGACUUUGCUUUCCACCCACCACAAGAAGAAACUGGUACUCCUCCGGGGGCGGAAGACAACAUCAGCCUGCCUUCGUUACACCUGGAUACGGAAGUUUCCAAAUCUGCCACCCCGGUACAGUUGUCUGAAAAUGAAACAAGCGAACGGGAUUCAUCGCCUCAAGAACCGGAAGUGGAAGAACCCGAACCGGAACCGGAACCGGUACCAGAAGCCGCAAUUACACCUAUCGUAGCAGAAGAUAAUUGCUGUCGGUUUGACGACAAUACAGAAAACGAUUUUACCGACUUUACGACCGCUUCGAACGAACGGUCUGUAGUCCUGGAAGUGCCAACAGCCAACGACGUAUCCUUUGACGAUGAUUUUGCUCAUCUUGAAUCCACCCCGUCAGCGGAUAGCAAUUUCGUGUCGCAAAGUAAAACCGACUUUGCCACAUUUGAUGCCGAUUUUAGUAAAUUCGAUUCAUUCCAAGCAUCAUUCCCGGCUACUUUCGAUGAUCCCGGAAGUAUCCCUAAGGACGCCUCUGCCAAACAAGUGACAAAUUCGGAGGAAAAAUCCACCCCGGAAGCACCGAACGAAGAUGACUUUGGAAACGAUGACUUUGAUGAUUUCCAGGAGUUUGCAAAGUUUCCCUCUGAAACGGAAAAGAGUAGCAAACCUGUAGAGGAGGAGGCUGCGAAAGUCAUUUCGGAACCAUCCUUUGAUGAUGACGAAGACGAUGACGAUUUUGGUGAAUUUAGCGAUUUUAAACAAUCGGAAGUAGCGCCAGUUGCUGCUGCACCUAUUGUUCCAACUUCACGGUCGGCGCUAUUCAAGGCGGAAAGCAUCUUGACCAUCAUAAGCGAAAUGUUUCCAUCCUACGGCGAUGAGAAUAAAGAUGACACUGGCCAGGUGCCGUGGGUAGAUCUGCUCCUGCGUAACAAGGUGUACAACGAACUGAACGAUAUGGAUUCGGCGCAAGCGCUGAGCUAUCAGUAUAACAACUCCGAAAGCAACAAAUCUCUCAUCCGGGCACUUGGGAUCGAUUCCAGGAACAUUCUCUUCGGACCAAAGUGGAACAGUUCGAUGCCACGGUUUGCGGCAAACCUUAGCUUUAGUCCGUUGGAACCGAUCAAACCGGUCGCUGCCAGUUCCAGUAAUAUUAAUAAUAAUAAUAAUAGUAGCAGCAGUAGUGCGGCGAUAGCAAACACCAGCAGUAGUAGCAUCAGCAGCAGCAGCAGCAGCGCUGCCAAACAGGAACCACCUAGUAAGCAUCAUCCUGCUCAUAGUCAUGUUGCAUUCGGCCUAGAUCCGCUGCAGCCUUCGAGUGCUGCACCGCUGGCCCCGGGUGCAGUUGCCGGAAAUGUCCCGGCAGUGCAGUUCGACUGGACCAGCUCCGGUCUCGUAAAUCCCCUUGAAGGUGUACAAGAGAUCCUCCAGGAAGGUGGUGCACUCCAGUCCAACAAGAAUGGGCCAAAGGGCGAAGUUUUGGAUACGAAAAUCGCAGAAAACUCAGGCACGGCUGCUGCAGAUGAAGUAGUGGCUAGCAAGACGCAAUCGAUCCUAGAACCUAGUCCGUUUGCUCCGGAGGAAACCAUUGCCAAAUCGACGACGACGAAAGCGCAUCAUUCCUCGUUCGAUGACGCUCCCAGUGGCAACGAAGACGAGGACGGGUUUGAGUUUGUCGGUAGUAGCAACAGUAGUAACAGCAAUCAGCAUCAGCAACCAACGUCAAUUCCUACAACCACCUGUCCCCCUGUAUCUCACGCUGUUAUGCCACCACCUGCUGCAGUGUCGUUAGCGUUAGGACUUUCUUCAUCAUCAUCGUCAUCAUCAUCAUCGCCGUCUGCUUGUUCUUCUCCCUUGGCGACGACGUCCACGGCGGUGUCCAGUGGUGGUGUGGUGCGGACGAUUAAGCUGCCGGAAACACAUAUCUACACUCCGAGUAAAGGGGUGAAUCCGGUGUCCCGGGACUCGACCAAUCGGACGGAAAUGUAUGCCGAAGUUGGGGGAGAUUUACGGCCUAGUGGUGGGUUCGAUAAGAGUAUCGUAGUGCGGGAAUAUCGUGAUGUGGAGUACAGCUUGGAGAAGACUUUGUCGAAAAAUCAGGCGUUGGCCGGUGGUGACGAAGAAUUCGACGAUUUCCGUGAAUUUCAGGCUGUGGAAAGUGCGGGCAAAAAGGAGGAUAAGGAAUGGUCCGGUUCGAAACGGACACACCUAGAUGUGGGAGGAGAUUUCAAUUUCGGGAAUAUGAAAGAUAAGGUUGGUAGUUAUUUGAAGCCGGUUUUCGGUACAUCACCGACGGAAGAGCUAGAUCAGAUGGAUGACGAUUUCAGCGAAUUCCAAGCUGCAGUUCCCGUGCCAGAGCCCGCUAAACCAAUUGUAAAUAAACCAUUAGCAACCGUGUCCAAUGAGCAAAAUCGAUCGAAUACCAGUUCUCCGAUACUGCUAAGUCCUUCGAUUCUUUUGCCUCAGCAAGCGCAACCGCUACAAGCAACCGAAACGGGCAGGUUGACCCAGAUAAACUGGCCGGAACCCGGAAUAGAUCCGGACGAACUUGCAAGAUUUGAGGCUGCUUUCCCAAAACCGAAAGCCGCUCCUCAAUCGAUUUCUUCCAACAAUACGACUCCAAAGCAUGUCCCUGCACCAGCCUCAGCAACGGCCGCAGACGAUGACGAAUGGACCGACUUUGUGUACUCCAAACCAGCUACCGAAAAGCCUCCUCCGACCAAUUCCAAAAGCUCCAAUCCCACCCAUGCCAAUAAUCAACAGGAAGAGUGGACUGAUUUCAUCUACAGUACUCCUGCGUCGCAGAACCUGUCUUCUAGUCAAAACAAUUUCAACUACCAGAACAAUUCCUUCGGUGCAAGCAGGUUAAACGGGCCAAAAUUCAACUCCUGGAACCAGCCGCAACUUCCACCUCCACAGUUCAGCUCAUGGAACAGUAAUAACUACUACUACACACCACCAACCAAUACCAACAGCAGAUUCUCCACGCCCUCAGCUGCUCAAAACCAAAAAGUGCCAACAUUUCCCUCUGCUCAUGCACCUGCUCAUCACCAUCCGAACCUAAACAACUUCUACCAAACACCACAAUCAACGGUGCCCUCCAGUCAAACUCGGAACAUCGGACAGCCGAACUACAUUCCAGGCAUUUCUCAGCUGCCGGAACUGUCUUUCAUCACACCUAACUCGACCGCUGGCAGCAGCACUCCGGGAGCCGGCGUGAAACCUUUCGCACACUCCUUCCUCAACAACGUGAUAUCGAGUAACAAUUUUACCAAGAAAUGAUUGUUGCUGUACGGUGGCGGAAGCGGUGAAACCACAGGAGGUGGUACCAAUACGCGUAAACCACGCCGUGUGCUCCGGAAGCAACCGGAAACCGAUUCACUGCAGCACCAUCAGUCAGUUCCGACUCCACCUGCAGCUGCAGCCGUCGCUGUGGGAGAUGUUAUCAUGUAAAUAGCUCCAGUGUCCCGCCCUUCCACGGACAUCACACCCACGAAUCGUUUAAAGAGAGAUAUUUGAAACCCCCUGAUCAUCUACAUCGGAAGAAAGUUGUAAUGAUUUAUGCUUUAGGCAAAAACACAUCCUAGCAUAGCAUAUUGAAGAAUGAAGAAGCGUUAGUUGAGCUAAAAUUUAAGCGUUUCUCAUUUUCUUGCGCAUCCGUAUUUAAUUUGUUUAUCUCAAUUUGUUGCAUCGUUUUUAUCCAUUAGAUUACGUUUUUGUACUACCAAAAAAGACAUUGUAUAGAAGGUACUUAGGAAAAUAGAGCAAAAUCAGCAGCUGAAAGUUGUGUACUUAAUAUUUAGAUAAGGACUAGAGAGGUGAAAAGUGAAGGAAAUUAGGAAACCGUGAAGACUUUCUUCUUAUUUUUGAAGAAACUUAUUGGUUGUUUUAUUGUGCUGUUGCAGGACCAAGCGCGGUUUUUGCAUGGUGAAACGAGUAUUCAGAGACCCAAUGUUGAGCGCUAGUAGCUGAAUGUAAAUCGGGCAGUAAUUAUUAGCAGUUAUAUUUAUGUCGAUGCCGCGCGGCGAGUUUGCAGCAAGCGAAACCAUUUUUAAUCAAUAAAGGGGAUUCACAUUAUUUAUUUAGCAAAAUGAA
This is a messenger RNA of Ochlerotatus camptorhynchus, 4928 nucleotides long. RefSeq names its product aftiphilin (gene Afti). The transcript has 4 exons. NCBI's taxonomy places the organism in Eukaryota, Metazoa, Arthropoda, Insecta, Diptera, Culicidae. Bases 450 to 4115 code for a protein of 1221 amino acids. Gene Ontology annotation, biological process: intracellular transport. The record is from RefSeq and is a predicted model, not a curated record. Gene Ontology annotation, molecular function: clathrin binding. Gene Ontology annotation, cellular component: AP-1 adaptor complex; trans-Golgi network membrane.